AUGUAUGAAACCUUGUUCUAUUCCUUGCUUUUAUCUCCAUUUCUCCUUUUAGCCAUCACCAAGCUCUUAAAACAUGCAAUACUAACAAGCCACAUAAACCUUCCACCAAGCCCUUUGGCUCUCCCAAUUCUAGGCCAUCUCCAUCUCCUCAAACAACCCCUUCACCGAACCCUUUAUAAUCUCUCGAAAUGCCACGGCCCGAUCUUCUCUCUCCGAUUCGGUUCCCACCCUGUCGUCGUCCUAUCAUCUACCUCCGCGGUCGAAGAAUGCUUCGGCAAAAACGAUGUAGUUUUAGCCAACCGCCCUCGUCUCGCAUUAGGCAAGUACGUUGGCUACAAUUCAACCGGUCUCGGCUUGUCACCCUAUGGUCCUCAUUGGCGCAACCUCCGCCGCCUCGUCACCCUCGACUUAUUCUCAUCGAGCAGCUUGAACGCGUCAACGGGCAUUCGGAGGGAUGAGGUAAAGCUCUCAUUACGCAAACUUUACCACGUUUCGGCCUGUGGUAAUUUCAUCAAAGUAGAGAUGAAAUCGAUGUUCUCGGAGCUGGUUUUCAACAUCGUUAUGAGGUUGGUCGCGGGCAAACGUUACUACGGUGGCGGGGAUGAAGCGAGCGGGAUUGAAGAAGCGAAGGAGUUUCGAGAGUUGAUCGAAGAGCUUUGCGAAUUGGCGGUUUCAUCGUACCCGGGAGAUUUCUUGCCUGUUUUACAGUGGAUUGACUAUAAUGGACACAUCAAGAGAUUAAAGAAAGCUGGCAGUAAAGCAGACAAGUUCCUUCAAGGUUUGGUUGAUGAACAUCGAAGUAACAAAGAUGCUUUCAAAAAGAAGAACACAAUGCUCAGUCAUUUGCUCACUUUGCAAGAAUCCGAACCUGAAUAUUACAGCGAUGAAACCAUCAAAGCUCUCAUACUGGUAAUGUUAAAUGCAGGAAUCGAUACAACAGCUAUAACACUCGAAUGGGCAAUGUCGAAUUUACUAAACCAUCCCGAGAUUUUACAAAAAGCUAGAAACGAAUUAGACACUCAAGUCGGCCAAGAGCAUCUAAUUGAAGAAACUGAUUUGCCCAAACUACAAUACUUAAAAAACAUAAUUUCGGAAACCUUAAGGUUGUAUCCAGCAACUCCACUUCUAGUCCCUCAUUUUUCAUCUAACCAUUGCACUUUAGGUGGUUACGACAUUAGUCCCAACACUAUCGUAUUCGUCAAUGCAUGGGCCAUUCAACGGGACCCCAAUUUAUGGGAAGACUCGACAAGUUUUAAGCCCGAGAGAUUCGAAAGUGAUGAUAAAGAAGGCGAUGCCGUCCCAAAGCUAUUGCCAUUCGGGAUGGGGAGAAGGGCUUGUCCGGGAAUGGGAUUGGCAAACCGUGUGUUAGGGUUGGUGUUAGGGUCAUUGAUUCAGUGCUUUGAAUGGAAAAGAGUGAGUGAGAAACGAAUUGAUAUGAAUGAAGGGAAAGGGCUCACUAUGCCUAAAAUUGAACCAUUAGAAGCAAUGUGCAAACCACGCUCUAUUGCUAGUAAGGUAUUUUGA
This is a messenger RNA of Gossypium raimondii (Peruvian cotton), 1524 nucleotides long. RefSeq names its product cytochrome P450 81Q32. Gene Ontology annotation, molecular function: oxidoreductase activity, acting on paired donors, with incorporation or reduction of molecular oxygen; iron ion binding; monooxygenase activity. The record is from RefSeq and is a predicted model, not a curated record. Lineage: Eukaryota; Viridiplantae; Streptophyta; Magnoliopsida; Malvales; Malvaceae. The coding region runs from base 1 to 1524 and encodes 507 amino acids. The transcript is spliced from 2 exons.